UGUGCCGCCUGGUGUAGUAUUCAUUCGAGAUCACCAGUUUGACAGCCUCCUUGUCACGGGCUGGUAGUGCGCGUGAAUACCAUGUCCCGAAGCCGCAACUGCAAGGAAUAAAAAACAGAUACCCCUUUAUUAAAAGAUUCCCCUGACUAGGACCAUCAUCAUCAAGCAGCAGCAGCAGCCAUGCUGUCCCGACUCAGAUCCACCGUGCGGCCUUGCGUCACCGCCUACCGAUGGGUCCACACCAAGGAGAAGGGCAAGCCCCUCAUGCUCAACCCCCGCACAAACAAGGGCAUGGCCUUCACCCUGGAGGAGCGUCAGAUCCUGGGCAUCCAGGGCCUGCUGCCCCCUAAGGUCGAGACCCAGGACGUGCAGGCCAUGCGCUUCCAGAAGAACCUCAAGAAGAUGACCGACCCACUCGAGAAGUACAUCUACCUGAUGGGCAUUCAGGAGCGUAAUGAGCGCCUGUUCUACCGCGUGCUGAUGGAGGACAUUGAGGCCCUCAUGCCCAUCGUCUACACCCCCACCGUGGGCCUCGCCUGCACACAGUACGGACAUAUCUUCAGGAGACCAAAAGGUCUCUUCAUAUCCAUCAUGGACAGAGGACAUGUGCGCUCCAUCCUGGAUAACUGGCCUGAGACCAGCGUAGCGGCGGUGGUGGUGACGGAUGGGGAGCGUAUCCUGGGGCUGGGGGACCUGGGGGUGUACGGCAUGGGCAUCCCCGUGGGGAAGCUCUGCCUCUACACCGCGUGCGGAGGCAUCCGGCCGGAGAAAUGCCUGCCCGUCGUCAUCGACGUGGGCACCGAUAAUGAGAGUCUGCUGAAGGACCCCAUGUACAUGGGCCUGUACCAGAAGCGCGACCGCUCCCAGCUGUACGACGACCUCAUCGAUGAGUUCAUGGAGGCCAUCGUGGACAAGUAUGGCCAGGGCACGCUCAUUCAGUUUGAGGAUUUCGGCAACCACAACGCAUUCCGCUUCCUCAAGAAGUACAGAGAGAAGUACUGCACCUUCAACGACGAUAUUCAAGGCACUGCGUCAGUAGCACUGGCUGGGCUGUUGGCUGCCCAGAGGGCCAUUGGGAAACCCAUCACCGAACACAGAGUGCUGUUCCUGGGAGCCGGAGAGGCCGCUACGGGCAUCGCUAACCUGAUCACCAUGGCGAUGAUGGAAGCAGGCAAUUCUCAGGCCGAGGCCAGGAAGAAGAUCUGGAUGUUUGACAAACAUGGCCUCCUGGUGCAGGGUAGACCCCAGGGCACAGACAGCAACCAGGAAGCGUUUGUUCACCCCAGCCCUGGAGAGGUCAAGAGCUUCCUGGAUGCCGUCAACACCAUCAAACCCACAGCCAUCAUUGGUGUGGCAGGAGCAGGACGACUUUUCACACAUGAUGUCAUCAAAGCGAUGGGUGCUCUGAAUGAAAGGCCAAUCAUCUUCGCCCUGAGUAAUCCCACCACCAAAGCAGAGUGCUCAGCUGAGGAUGCUUACACGCUUACAGAGGGAAGAUGUCUGUUUGCCAGCGGGAGCCCCUUCGACCCAGUGACUCUACCCAACGGCCGUGUGCUGACCCCUGGCCAAGGGAACAACGCUUACAUCUUCCCAGGAGUGGCAUUGGCCGUGAUCCUCAGUGGAGUUAGGCACAUCAGUGACACAGUCUUCCUGGAGGCAGCUAAGACUCUGGCGGAGCAGGUGACAGAUGCGGAUGUGAGCGAGGGCAGGCUCUACCCGCCGCUCUCCAACAUUCGAGAGGUGUCCGUAACCAUGGCCGUCAAGGUGGUGGAGUAUGUGUAUGCAAAGGGCAUGGCUUUCCGCUACCCGGAGCCUCUGGACAAGAACAAGUUUGUACGCUCGACCAUGUGGACCACCGACUACGACUGCUUCCUGCCGGAGACGUACGACUGGCCUGGGGUCACUUUCACCCCCCUGAAGGACUAGAGGGGCCUAUGGGGAGGCGAUCUGGGGGCAGCGUUUAGGGAUGGACUAUAAAGCAGUGUACCUGGCAGACAGAAGGGUUAGGGAUAGAGGUGAACCUGAUUCAGAAGUAGAAACCCUGUCAUCGUUUCCUUCCAGCACAAGUGACUUCACUGAGCAAGUCUUGAGUAGUCAUUAUGAUUGGCAGUUUCAGAGCUGGUUGGAUCAAAUUUGUGUCAGGGUUUUUACUUUCUGAGCCCGGGAUUGACUCCUCUGGGUAGGGAUGUGGGGCGGAAUGCGAGACGCGAUGGGAACCGCAUUGGACACGUAGAGUCACCGUCAUCUUAGAACACUCAGGACAUCAUCAUAUGACAUGGGAAAGCCAGUAGAUAACUCAAUGGAAUAACACUCCAAAGUCAAUGGCUUAACCCUCUGUAAGCCGUUCAUUUGCCACUUGUUAUUGUUUUUAGGAUGAUUUUUGGUUUUGUUUUUCAAGUUUCUCAUAUCCUCAUGUUUAUUUGGUCGCAUAUUUUUUAAGUGUUAAUAUCAGUUACGCUGAAAGCCAAGCAAACACACUCCCCUUAGGGAGUGAGAUAUGAACUAUAAAAUAUAUUUUUUGAAAAGUCACAAUUUGCAUUUAUUUUUUUUGAGUAUUUAUUUGGUCUUUAUUCCUAUAUACUGCACAUUCGUAUGCAUUGCAUAUUUAUAACAAGAACAAGUUUGGCUCUAGAGUUGACACCUUAGAAGAUACUAAAUUGAAAGAACACCAGUGUUCAGCAAUAGUGCAAAAUAAAACAAUCAUAUCACUUGCCAUCCUUCAACUGAUCAAAACUGAUCAAUUUCCAGUAGAUCAUUUUUCCUUUAUGUUUUUGGCUUAAAAUGCAGAAUUCUAACAUCCUCUACAGUGGCCAUACGGAUGAACAAAAGGAAAGACACAUACGUACAGCAAGAUGGCGGUGGGGAGUAUUUUACGACCUGUUUCUGUUUAAACUACAAUACACCAGUUUUCUCUCUACAACACAGAAUUAAGAAUCCCUUGCACUUGACAUGUAGUAUAUGCCACCGCUCUGUGACACCGUUUUAGUCGAGCAGCUAUCAAAGACAAUACACUACAGUCUGCAUGGGCAUCGUGCAACACACCGCACUGCCUGAUUAGCAGCAUACAGUCCGCAGAGAUUAUAACAUGUGAUGCCUAGACUAUAAGCAUAUAGACACUUCACACACUAACAAGGUUAUGGUCAGGGAAAGGAAGGGAAAUGGGGGGAGUGCAGUUAAAUUUGCAGUGUAAAUUUUUACACUGUCCUGAGCAUGUGGUCCCACUCACUGUAGUGAUAAAUUCAACUCUUUGACUGUUCAAUUUACACUUACAGAGCAUAUACAACUGCACACUGUUAAUUCAACACUCAGAGUUAAAGUAGGACCAGAUGUGCUCUGAAUAGUGUUGAAAUAACACCAUAACAUUUACUGUGUAGUACAUAGAUCAGUUAACACAUGUUUUCCUCAACUGCUGACCUUCUUUGAAGUGCCUGUGUAGAUUUCAAGAGAUAUCUGUCUCAUUUACCAUUCCGUUACCUAGCCAAAGAUUUCACAACGCUUCAUUCGAAAUUUAAUUUAAUUUCAAUUUAUUCCCUAUGGUUAUCCCCUCAUAGUUAUUAUUGAUCUUUUCACGAUUUCUGUGUAUCACAUCAAUUUCUUCCCAAAAUGAGCGUCACAUCUCUUCCUGAUAUGAACUUUGUGUCAUGCACUAAAGUGGACAUUUAAUGGACAUUUUUUUUCCAAUCUGAUUAAUACACCACAACCUUUGUUUAUGGUCUUGAAGUGACAAAACCUUGAGAUGCUUUUAACUGAACAUGAAUACUUUCAGCCCUAUUCAGCAAGAUGUGAAGUGUCGUAACAUCAGUGUUUUUAACCCAGUCUGUGUUGUUGAAGUGAAUGUGUCGUGUUUUUGGUGUUAAUGCUGGCAUAUUUCAAGCUCCUUGCCUCACCAGAUGGGGUGCUUCAAGUCGGUUCAGUGACUUAUAUCAUUCUGUCAGACCAUUCAUAAGGAUUUCUAUAAUGAGUUCCCCCACUUCAUCUUAACAUUACCCAGUUAAGUCACUAAAUCGGAUUUUUUGAAUACACCUAGAAAACUGUAAGUGCCCAAGUAGAUGUGUGCUUAUGAUCGUCCAUGUUUUUGUUUUUAUUAUAUUUUAUUUUAAUUAUUAUAUGAUUAAUAUUGGUAUGAUAGUUUCCAUUACUGUAUGUGCACUGUGCAUUUGGGGUAAUACUGUUUCUUUUUUGUUUGCUAUGCAAUGUUGCCUUAGCGGAUGAACGCACAAAGCAGCACGGAUAUUGGACCUAUCCUCCCUGUGUGUGCUGUAAGGGAAUAAAUGAAAUUUUAGUUUUCAAAAAUUGUGA
Molecule: messenger RNA, 4299 nt
Organism: Engraulis encrasicolus (European anchovy)
Lineage: Eukaryota; Metazoa; Chordata; Actinopteri; Clupeiformes; Engraulidae
Gene: me2
Product: malic enzyme 2, NAD(+)-dependent, mitochondrial
Exons: 15
Coding region: 181-1926 (581 amino acids)
Biological process (GO): pyruvate metabolic process; malate metabolic process
Cellular component (GO): mitochondrion
Molecular function (GO): malate dehydrogenase (decarboxylating) (NADP+) activity; NAD binding
Source: RefSeq, a predicted model, not a curated record